AGCCAAUCGGAGCUCGGAGGGCGGGCCCCUGAGAGCGACAACGAUGUUAUCCAAUGGGCCUGGAUCCAGCGCCGCCCCUGGCCAAUGAGCGCGCUAUUCUGCGGCGGUCGGGGGCGCAGAGGCAGCUCUCGGGGCCGUUGUUCAGUGCUUGGACUGAGUGAGGUGGCUCCGAGUCUGUGGCUGUCUCGACAGCUCGACUUUCCUGUACUCCUCCCAGUUUUCAGGAAGAGCUAAAGAUGGCUGAAUUUCUGGAUGACCAGGAUACUCGACUAUGUGACAACUGCAAAAAAGAAAUUCCUGUUUUUAACUUUACCAUCCAUGAGAUCCAUUGUCAAAGGAACAUUGGUAUGUGUCCUAUCUGCAAGGAACCACUUCCCAAAUCUGAUAUGGAGAUUCACAUGGCUACAGAACACUGUCAGGUGACGUGCAAAUGCAAUAAGAAGUUGGAGAAGAGACAAUUAAAGAAACAUGAGGAGACUGAAUGCCCUCUGCGGCUUGCUGUCUGCCAGCACUGUGAUUUGGAACUCUCUGUUCUCAAACUGAAGGAACAUGAAGAUUACUGUGGUGCCCGGACAGAGCUGUGUGGCAACUGUGGACGAAAUGUCCUUGUGAAAGACCUGAAGUCUCACCCUGAAAUUUGUGGGAGAGGGGAGGAGGAAAGGAGAAAUGAAGUUACUGUAUCUCCUAAUGCAUAUGAUGAGUCUUGGGGUCAAGAUGGAAUCUGGAUUGCAUCCCAGCUCCUGAGACAGAUUGAAGCUCUGGACCCACCAAUGAGGCUACCCCGAAGGCCUCUGAGAGCCUUUGAAUCAGACCUUUUCCAGAAUAGGACUGCCAACCAAAGGAAUAUGACAGCCCCCUUUCCAAUUCAGAAUAAUCUAUUUGAAGAACAAGAAAGGCAGGAAAGGAAUAGAAGCCGUCAGCCUCCCAAAGAGGGUGGUGAAGAUAGUGCAAACCUGGACUUCAUGUUGGCCCUAAGUCUGCAAAAUGAGGGCCAGGCCUCCACUGUGGCAGAACAGGACUUCUGGAGGGCCGUUUGUGAGGCAGAUCAGUCGCAUGGUGGGCCCAGUUCUCUGAGUGACAUGAAGGGUGCAGCUGAUGAGACCAUGUUGCCUUGUGAAUUUUGUGAGGAGCUCUACCCAGAGGAUCUGCUGAUUGACCAUCAGACAAGCUGUAACCCUUCGCGUGCCUUACCUUCGCUCAGUACUGGAAGCUCUUCUUCCAGGGGGGUGGAAGAUCCUGAUGUCAUCUUCCAGAACUUUCUGCAGCAGGCUACAAGUAACCAGUUAGACUCUUUGAUGGGUCUGAGCAAUUCACCCCCUGUGGAAGAUAGUGUCAUCAUCCCAUGUGAAUUCUGUGGGGUACAGUUGGAAGAAGAGGUGCUGUUCCAUCACCAGGACCAAUGUGACCAACGCCCAGCCAUGGCAAACAACCAUGUGAUUGAGGGGAUUCCUAAACAGCCAUCCCAGCUUCAAGAGACCUCACCAGAGCUGCCCAGGAGGCGUGUCAGACACCAGGGAGAAUUGUCUUCUGGCUAUAUGGAUGAUAUCAAGCAGGAAAUAGCUAAAGGACCCAUCUACCCUCUGCCCCCCAGCAGACCCAUUAAUAAUAUUACAACUACCUGUAACCGACUAUCAAAAUCAACAUCAGGCCCUACAACUGGGUGCCAGCCCAACCCUCCUCGAGUGCUGAAACUCAACAACUCAGACAGCCAGGACAUCCGAGGGCGAAAUAGAAGCAGCCAGAAUGGGGCCAUGGACACUGAUGCAUGCUCAGUUCGAAAUCUCCACCCAGAAUACCUUGUGUCCUCUUUCCCCGUUGGGCCUUCUGGGAGAUAUGGAGCGAGUGGUAGGAGUGAAGGUGGCAGAAGUUCCCGGGUCACCCCUGCAGCUACCAACUACCGCAACAGAACUGCAAAGGCAAAGCCCCCGAAGCAGCAGGGAGCUGGGGAUGCAGAGGAGGAAGAGGAGGAGGAGUAGUGGUGUCUGCAGAAACCCUCGCCUUGGUUCCUACCUAUGCAUAGCAGCCCUUGCCUUGGUGCAGGCCCUGCCUCUCUGGCUCUUUAGGCAGGGGAAGAUUAUUCUUUUUCUAGGUUAUGGACAUUUUGUGUCUUUUGAGAUUGUGCUGUGGGAGUUUGGGGGUUUGAGGGCGGGUUAGCAUUGAAAUACAGAUAAUGGCCUCUUAGCCCACCAGGACUCCACUUUUUGAAAUACCAUCACCACUGCUUCUUGGUGCUUUGUGGUCCUGGUGGAAGGAGUAGAGGGUUCUGAAAAUCUGGUUCCCAUCAGUGAAAUGAUUUUCUUACCUGUGAGGUCCUAAGUUGGGGGCUUUUGGGCAACUUCUCCCAUGUACUGCCCCUGCUUGCUCCAGACUCUGGGCCUCUGAUGUGUGUAUGGAGCAGCUCUGGUGAAGUGCUCAGGCCAGCUUCUGGAUGUUAGGAACAAGGCCUUUGGAAGAGUUAGCUGGAGGUGUGUGGAGCAGGGGCUACUUCUUUGUCAUUUGGCAUCACUGCCUUCUGCUCCUUGUGGGUAUGGUGACUCCUUUGUCCUCACUGCCCUCUAAUGGGGAGGGCUAAGGGCUUCCUGUUCCCACUAGGGCCACACUGGGCUCUGCCCUGAUGAGGAUUAAAGCCCCAGUCUCACACUUGCUCUGAAAACCAAGUGUCAGAGCCCCUUUCCCUUCUUAUGUUACUAUUAUAAUUAUUAUCAGCUUUCUUGUAAUAGAAAUAAAGUUUGUACUUGGAGCUCA
Molecule: messenger RNA, 2745 nt
Organism: Marmota flaviventris (yellow-bellied marmot)
Lineage: Eukaryota; Metazoa; Chordata; Mammalia; Rodentia; Sciuridae
Gene: Trafd1
Product: TRAF-type zinc finger domain containing 1
Biological process (GO): negative regulation of innate immune response
Cellular component (GO): mitochondrion
Source: RefSeq, a predicted model, not a curated record